Arabidopsis thaliana (thale cress) is the source of this 504-nucleotide messenger RNA. RefSeq names its product two-component phosphorelay mediator. The transcript has 5 exons. NCBI's taxonomy places the organism in Eukaryota, Viridiplantae, Streptophyta, Magnoliopsida, Brassicales, Brassicaceae. The coding region runs from base 1 to 504 and encodes 167 amino acids. Gene Ontology annotation, biological process: phosphorelay signal transduction system. The record is from RefSeq and is marked reviewed. Gene Ontology annotation, cellular component: cytoplasm; nucleus; cytosol. Gene Ontology annotation, molecular function: protein histidine kinase binding; histidine phosphotransfer kinase activity.
AUGGGUUUUGGGUCGUUGGGCAUGGAUCUUAAUUGGAUCGGAUACUUUGUUGGGUCGUCUGGGUUUUUGGGGUUUUUGGAUGAUCAGUUUACUGAAUUGAAGAAGCUUCAAGAUGAUGGAAGUCCUGAUUUUGUAGCUGAGGUUCUGUCUCUUUUCUUUGAAGAUUGUGUUAAGCUUAUCAGUAACAUGGCUCGAGCUUUGGAUAAGUCGACGGGAACUGUAGAUUUUGGUCAGAUGAAGCUCUUCUCUUGUACUCUUGUUUUCGAUACAGUGUUGGUGCGAAGAGGGUCAAAGCUUUGUGUGUUAGCUUCAAGGAAUAUUGCGAAGCUCAGAAUUACGAAGGGUAAGCUUGUUCAACACCGCUUAAGGACUCAUCGGUUGAGAUGUUUGCAGCAAGUGGAUAUUGAGUAUAAGACCUUGACGACAAAGCUUCAAGAUAUGUUCAAUCUUGAGAAACAAAUCAUUCAAGCUGGUGGUAGAGUUCCUCAAGUGGAUAUUAACUAA